AUGGACACUUCUCUUCCAACGUUCGGACGACGAAUUUCGCCUGCUCAAGGUCGAGGUCGUGCUUCUACACUUCCAACGCUGUCAACCCGUUCACGAAUACCAUCACCAUUUAUUGGCGGUGGUGGCGGUAAACCAAAUUUGCAACCUGCGUUAAUGCAGCAACAACAAUUUGAAGCAGCGACAGCACAAGAAGAGGAAGAAGAGGAACUUCAGAUAAAUCCAUCUCCAAACAGGCGUAACAAUUUAAACGCGUAUGGAGUUCCAUCAAGACACUCAUCACGUGGUAACUCUUAUUCUUUACCAGCAAGACAAAAUGUACCUAGCAACUUAAAUGAUAAAAUCAGAGUAUGUGUUCGCAAACGACCACUUAGUAAAAAGGAGCUUGCUAGAAAUGAAAAAGACAUUGCCAUUAUCAAUGGUCAGAGGACUGUUCACAUCAAUGAACCGAAAACUAAAGUAGAUUUGACCAAAUAUGUUGAACAACACACAUUCAUAUUCGAUGAUGUGUUUGAUUCUGAUGCUAACAAUGAAAUGGUCUAUAAACGAACGGCUUUGCCAUUAGUCGAAUAUAUUUUUCAUGGAGGAAAAGCAACGUGUUUUGCAUACGGACAAACAGGGAGUGGCAAAACUUUCACUAUGCUUAAUGAGAAACAUGGUCUUUAUGUCUUGGCUGCCCGAGAUAUUUUUACAUUAUUACAGCGGCCAGAAUUCAAUUAUUUAGCAGCAUACAUAGGAUUUUAUGAGAUUUAUCAAGGACAUCUAUACGAUCUGUUGAAUCAACGAAAGAAAUUAUUCGCGCGAGAAGAUGGCAAGAAAAAUGUUAUAAUUUCAGGAUUACAAGAAUAUGCAAUCGAUAAUGUUGAUAGUCUAAUGCAAGUCUUUGAUUAUGGAAAUACUGUUCGAAGCACUGGUAGCACUGGAGCAAAUGAAGAUUCAUCUCGAUCACAUGCAAUCUUACAAAUAGUAUUGAAACAAAAAAAGAACAGAAAGAAGUUUCAUGGUAAACUCAGUUUCAUCGACUUGGCUGGAAGUGAACGAGGUGCAGAUAGAGGAGACGCUGAUAAGCAAACAAGGCAUGCGAUAUGUGCCGAAAUCAACAAAAGUUUGUUGGCUUUAAAGGAAUGCAUUCGAGCUCUAGAUCAAGACAAAAGACAUACCCCUUUCCGUCAGAGUAAAUUAACACAAGUAUUAAAAGAUUCCUUUGUUGGUAAUUCAAGAACCUGUAUGAUUGCAACAGUAUCACCAAAUAUUUCUAAUAGCGAGCACACUUUAAACACAUUAAGAUAUGCUGAUAGAGUUAAAGAGCUCAAAUCGGAACGAGAUCGUGCUGAACGUGUCGCUGCAGGCCUUGAAUUGGCUGCUAAUGAACUACGUGGAUUAACUGAUGAACAGAGACAAGAAUAUUAUAAAGAGGAUCCUGCAUUUGACGAUGAAGAAGAAUCUGACUUCUUAGAAGAGGAAUUUCCAAGUGAUGGAGAUAAUGAUCUUUUUGGCGAAGAAAUGCCCUCGGAUGGCUUCGUUGAUGAAGAUUUUAUUCAUGAUCAUCGUAGUGCAUCCGCAAAUUCUUUUGAUAAGACUACAGAUAUUUUGUCAAAAUUAAAUGUUAAUGAUACGCCUAACUCUCAUAGAACAACCUCAACUAUUACCUCUCAUGUUAAUUCUCCUUCCUCAUAUGUACCAAGUUCACCGGAUUAUAAUACUUCUCCAAAUUCUGUUCACUUACCAACGGCAUCUGAAAAUUCAUCAUCACAAGGUGGUAUUACUCACGCGGAUAUGGAAGACUUCCUUAAACGUCAUCGUCACGAACUUAGAGAAGUAAGUGAGGCUGGUAAACAAGAAACAAAAUUAUUGGCCAACUUUACUUUAGGCAUGAACUCAAACAAUGAUAUAGGUGCGGAUCAUGAACUUACUGUAGACGCUUUUGAAAAAUAUCUUGAUGAAUUAGAUUCACUAUUGGAAGCUAAGGAGCAAAACAUUUCUGAACUAAGACGCAAGAUCAAUCAACUUUGGCGCCGAUAA
Molecule: messenger RNA, 2019 nt
Organism: Funneliformis geosporum
Lineage: Eukaryota; Fungi; Glomeromycota; Glomeromycetes; Glomerales; Glomeraceae
Source: the annotation of a GenBank genome assembly